Molecule: messenger RNA, 1047 nt
Organism: Penicillium antarcticum
Lineage: Eukaryota; Fungi; Ascomycota; Eurotiomycetes; Eurotiales; Aspergillaceae
Product: GNAT family N-acetyltransferase
Exons: 1
Coding region: 1-1047 (348 amino acids)
Biological process (GO): mitotic sister chromatid cohesion
Cellular component (GO): NatA complex
Molecular function (GO): acyltransferase activity, transferring groups other than amino-acyl groups
Source: RefSeq, a predicted model, not a curated record
AUGGCAUAUCAACUGUACAAGAGGAACCAGAAGGCUCCCCAGUCUUCUGCUCCUUCAGCACCUUUGUUGGCUUCUCGUCAACCCACAAACCCUCCAAUCCACCCUCCUCCCGUUCAGCCGCCGCAAUCUGCUGUCGCAAACGCGUCUGGACCUAAGCGCAAGGAGGAGAAAUUUGACCCAUACCCUCAUGUUAUAGCUGAAAAUGCGACUCCACACUCACAUAUCACUGUCGAGAAAGUCAACACGGCGCAUAUACCUUCGUUGACGCGUAUCACGGGCUUACUCCUCCCCAUCCGCUACCCGAACUCGUUCUACACGUCUACAAUAACAGAUCCGGUGAUCGCUUCUCUGUCGCGAGUUGCUAUCUACCAUGAUCACCCUGUUGCAGAAGUUCCCAGGAUUGGCGCUGCUGGAGCAGACAAGGUAAUCGGCGGCAUUCGGUGUCGGCUGGAGAGAAUACGCCAGCCAGCGGACUCGAGCCAGGAAACACAAGUACAGGGUGAAGGAGACACAAAUCUCUAUGUCCAGACCCUACAUCUUCUCUCGCCAUAUCGAGGCCAUGGUGUUGCAGCAUCACUCUUGAACGCGCUUCUUUUCGCGUCGCCGCCAGACUCGAACAACAAAGAGCUAUACCGGGUUUCUGAGCUUGUCAAGCACUAUAACAUUCGCUCUGUGACGGCGCAUGUACAUGAAGCAAAUGAAGAUGCCAUGAACUGGUAUCUUGCGCGUGGUUUUAAGGUUGAUGGCCAUGUUGCCGAAUACUAUCGUCGAUUGAAGCCCUCUGGCGCGACGGUUGUUCGCCUAGACUUGCAGUGGGACAAAGGUACCGCGGAAAAAGCUUCUCUGGAAGAACCAAGUCCCCAAAAAGAGUCUCACGAUAAUCUUGAGGACGAGGACGAGGACUGGGAGAAGGUUGAGGCAGAGGAUGGUGAUGAAGGUGACCAUGGCAUCCAGCUCUUGAGUGAGUCGCGUGUCCUUGAGAAGCAUGAGACGCCCUCACGCAAGCGCAAGGCUGAAGAAGAAACUCAUCUUCAUCGAGACGAGUGA